AAAAAGCUGUAAAGAAAAGAGCCUACUUGUUACCAUUAAACUAAGAUGCAACGAUAUCAGUUAAUCACCAAGCUAGAUGAGAUUUGCAAAAGACCUAAGGAAGGAUUCCGAUUGGACGAGACAGAAAGAGAGAAAAUUGUGGAUGUUUUGAGAAAAUUGGAUAUAGGCAUGUUCGGACUUGAUGUAGAGGAAAUGCACGAGUUGAUUGUUGACCCGAAACAGGAACCUGACGAAAUCACCACGAUAGUGAGAGUGUCCCUAUCGGAAUCGAAGUGUGUCAGUGUCAUAGCAUUUGGGGUCAGGCCAGGACAUGCAAUCCCCUUGCACAACCACGCCUACAUGUACGGAUUCAUGAAACAUGUAUUCGGAAAGGGAACCAUAAAGUCGUACAGCUUCGCCGAACAAAACGACUCUUACAUCACAACUAACAACCGAAAUUUCUCUGUCGGAGAGCAAGUGAAAGUUGAGGAACAAGAAGUUGUUCAAGUUGAUGAAACGACUGUAAACGAAGUGUUCAGAUUCGAUCCUGUGAUUGGUAAUUUCCACACAAUUGUAGCCGACAAAAAUGAACCAGUCGGUUUUAUUGAUGUUUUGCUGCCGCCGUACGACAACAUUUUUAGAAAGCAAGUUUAUUGGAAGGUAAUUGAAGAAUCUGAUCUGAAUUGUAAAUCGCCAGUAUAUUUAAGGGCCAUAGAGUUGCCUGCAGAUUAUACAAAAUAUGUGAUAGAUUUAGAUACUGCAUUGAAUAGAGUUAAAUACAUGGUAAAAACUGGAAAAUUUAAGCGCAAAAUGAAGGCUGACAACUAA
Molecule: messenger RNA, 807 nt
Organism: Symsagittifera roscoffensis
Lineage: Eukaryota; Metazoa; Xenacoelomorpha; Acoela; Convolutidae
Exons: 2
Coding region: 46-807 (253 amino acids)
Cellular component (GO): mitochondrion
Molecular function (GO): oxidoreductase activity, acting on single donors with incorporation of molecular oxygen, incorporation of two atoms of oxygen
Source: RefSeq, a predicted model, not a curated record